UUCGUGCAUGCUUGUUUGGGACCUUUCACCUCAAGUAAGUCAUGUCAUGGGAUGGAUGGCGGAAACACUACCAAACCAGCUGACACAUAAACAGGCUAUAGCUAGCUAGCACGACUGCACGUACGGGCGUCUUCAUAUCACAUGCGACACAUAUAUAUCGACACACAUACACGACACGACACGGCCACCACUUACCUCCCCUCCAACCAACCCAGCAGCCCACUACCAAAACGGAGCAUGCACACACACAGAGAAUUCAACACGCACACGGAUGCAUCCGGCCAGGUAGGUAUGAUGUUUGCACACACAUAAACGGCACAAGACUGCCACCUCAAACGCUACAAAACUGAUGUAGAUAGACCGCCAGCAACACACAAACUUAAACGCAGAAACUGACAGCAUGUGGCUGGUUGGCUUGCCGGGUCUCAUACUUGUGUGAAGCAACUCCUAUAUUUCUCUCCUGAGCACGACGGACAGGCAAUCAAGCGUUGUUCAUUUCUUAUUCAGUGCUGCCAUGCCGAAUGACUCACCAGCGUAUUUCGCCCUGUCGCCCAACUCCUCCUCGAUGCGCGUCAGCUGGUUGUACUUGGCCGUUCGCUCACUGCGGCAUGGGGCGCCCGCCUUGAUCUGGCCGCUGCCGAGUCCGGUGGCAAGGUCGGCGAUGUAAGUGUCCUCCGUCUCACCAGAGCGAUGCGACACCUUUGGGCCCAAACACAACACAAUUGGACGUCUCACAUGCACCGCAACGUAUGCAUCCUGUUCUCCCUUUCCUCACCAUGACGUUCCAUCCGAGCUUCUGGGCGGCGAGGGAAGCCUCCAGCGCCUCCGUGACGGUGCCGAUCUGAUUGACUUUGAGGAGCAGGGCGUUGCAGGCCUUGAGGUCGCCCGCCUUGGCCACACGAGUCGGGUUGGUCACAAGCAAGUCGUCACCUGAAAAUAAGGAGCAUGUGUGGGGCACGGGGGUGCGCUCGAGAGCGCCAGGACGAUCUUUCUCGCUCACCGACGAUCUGUAUCUUGUCUCCCAGCUUCUCCAUGAUCGAGGAAUAUGCUGCCCAAUCAUCUUGCUCGUACGGGUCUUCAAUUGAGGUGAUGGGAUACUUGUUGGUGAGUGACCUGCACAGUCACGUAGCGACAUUUCUUCUUCUCCUCCACUCGCCCAUUGGCUGUCUGCCUGGCUGACCGAUAAAUGUCCCCCAGCUCCUCGGCAGUAAUGAUGUCUGAUGGUGAUGCGCUCUCGCUCUUGAAAUUCAUGUUAUACUGCGACAGCCGACACAAGCAUGGGUGGGCGCAUCGAGGUCUGAACCUGAGCACGUGUGGUGCGUACCGUACCUUGCCAUCGUCCGUAUACAUCUCUGACGCCGCGACGUCCAUUGCGAUGUUGACCUUGCCCGCAUGGCCCGCCUCCUGGAUGGCAUCCAUCAGCAGGCCCACACUCUCGUCCGCAUCCUACGCAAACACACACAACGGUGUGCAGCAGCUACAUUUGAAAAUGGACUCUCUCUUCGCCCCUCGUCCUGUCCUUCCCUACCCUAGUGGGUGGCGCAAAGCCGCCCUCAUCACCGACAUUUGUUGCGUCCUAUAUUGAAGACAGCAGAGACAGCAACAGCAAAUGUCGGUGACAAAUGUCGGUGUCUUCAUGUAGACAGACAGGGCGCGCGUCCAUUCGCAUGUUUCUUCGCAUGUCUGCAAACCAGUCCAUAUUUCUUCUUGAUGAUGCCUUUGAGGGUUUGGUAGAUCUCACUGGCCAUCCGCACACUCUCUGAGAAGGAUGACGCGCCCGAGGGCAGCACCAUGAACUCCUGAAAGGCCAGCGUGUUGCCCGCGUGAGAGCCGCCGUUAAUGACAUUCAUAAAAGGGACGGGCAGAACGUACGGAGACUCCAAGUCAGUCCGACCUGCACAUAGAUGCGGGCGCCCAGGCAAUGAGUCGAUUGAUUGCAUAAAUGUCUUCAUCCACCUCUCAGCGUACCUACCUGUGAGUGACCGAAUGUAGGCAUAGAGGGGCAGCCCCUUGGCAGCCGCGCCAGCACGUGACAGCGCCAUGGAUACGCCCAAUAUCGCAUUGGCGCCGAGCUUUCCUUUCGUCCACCCCCACUCGUUCUUGCUGCCGUCCAGCUCUUCUGUCAUCAGCUUGUCCAGCUCUCGUUGCUCGGUGGCAUCCUUUCCCGUCAGAGCUGGCUUGAUGGUCUCGUGGACAUUCCUGACAGCGGUGAGGCAGCCCUUGCCUUUGUAUCGGCUCUUGUCGGCGUCGCGCAGCUCAUUCGCCUCAUAAAUUCCCGUGCUGGCACCCGAUGGCACGACUGAACGAACAGCACACACGCACACACAAACGGAAGAAACACGCGAUUCCAUGCGCACACAUGUGGGUGAGCGCUUGGGAUCCUCACUGCUGCGGAAGAGGCCCAUCUCUGUCAUGAGAUCAACCUCAACGGUAGGGUUGCCUCGCGAGUCAAGCACCUCCCUACAAUAAUGGAUGGCAUCAGAGAAAUGAGCUGUACUGUUGUGCCUUGUGUGUGACUCACCUUGCGCGAAUGUUCAGGAUCUUCGCUGACAUCUCCAUGGGCAUCUUUGAUGGCCUUCCGCUGCGUCGGCCAAGUAAUGAUGAGUCACCGUGCCGCCUCAGCAGACGUGCAUGAUUCUGAAACACCGUCCUCGAGGUGGCCGCGCCAGCUGCCACGAUGGACACCACAUAUGCGAUAGGAAACAGAUGCG
Messenger RNA from Vitrella brassicaformis, 2711 nucleotides. The record is from the annotation of a GenBank genome assembly. NCBI's taxonomy places the organism in Eukaryota, Vitrellaceae.